AUGUCGACGGAGCUGGAGACUGCUGAACAUGCAGGUGCUAAAUCUCACCUGUCGUUCCUCACUGAACCGACCGGGGAUUCCGCUAUUGACUCCGACCUUCAGUACAUACGCGAGCUCAACUGGGCCGAUACCGCUCCUGGACCCAUUGCAGAAUGGCCUCGCGAAUUACUGGUGCUCAUCAACCUGGCCAUGCUCAGCCCCCAGCCCCAAAUAUUCCUAUUAGGCCGUGAUUCGACCAUAUUGUACAACACAGCAUAUGGCAGGUUGCUCCGCGAUUAUCACCCGCUGUACCAAGGCAGACCAAUAGCCCUCAACACUGCAAUGGUUGGGCAUGGUCCCGCAAUACCAAGACUCACACAGCCAGAAAAUGACGGGUCCGGCUUGGACAACGAAAACCAAAUACCCUGCUUCUUCCCACAGCAUGGCAUUCUCCAGGAGGUUUUUCUCAGAGCGACAAUGGUAAAAUUACCAUUAUCCUUAGAUGGGUACCACGUCACAGCUUACGACACGACCCAGGAAGUGCUGCAGCGUCGUCGUGAGCGGUCGCUAGAUCACAUUCGUCGUGCUUCCAAAGAUGCCACAGAUCUGAAUGCCUUGUGGGCUUCAACAUUGCGUGGUAUAUCGAAUGGUAAUGGUGAUAUAUCGUUUGCGGCCAUAUACUUUGCCGACAGUAAGCUCGUGCGUGAACAUGAGACCGGAUUCAUAUCGAAUGAGAUUAGCACCGACGAAUUCAAACUUGCUGGCACUGUCGGCUCCUUCACAACACCGCUCCCAUCAAGGAUCAAGCGCGGCGAGAAUCAGGCAUGGGUUAAGACUAUCUACAAAGCCGUUGAUUUGCGUGUUCCUGAGCUCCUUCAUGCAACAGACGGAUCUUUGCCACCAGAGAUGUGCCAUGCAUCUAGGGACCGGUGCUAUGGCGAUGAUUCUCACCAGGCAGUCAUUCUACCUAGUAUCAUGGGCAAAUCCGGAAACGUUUACGCUGUAUUGAUCCUUGGACUGGCACCACGGUGUCCCUAUGAUUCUUCCUAUCAGGCAUGGGUGGGGACGCUGCAUCAACAUUUUUGCAGCAGUGUAGCAGCAAUUACAAUUGCCGAGACUAGGAGGCUUGCGAAAGAAAACGACCAAAAUCUGAUAGCAAAAGAGAAGGAGAUGCUGGCAAAGGAAAUGCAAUUGAGGCAACAAGAGGCUGUGUUGGCGACAGGCAAGAUGCAGCGCAUGUUGCAAGUAAUCGAAGCUGCCAGGUUAGUCUUCCGCAUCAUAGGCAUGAGCUGUGCUGACCUUUUAGCAAAAAAAGCGAGUCAAAAUGCGUAUACUAACGGCAAACAGGAAGCGUUUUGUAAUUUGAGUGGUUGUUCCAGAGACGUUGAUGUACGGUAUCAGACAAUGUUAAUGGAGCUUUGCGAGCAAGAUGAUCAGCCACUUCUAACAUCCCAUUGGCAGUCCUUGGUGGAUGGCCGGUCAACAACACUCGCAGUAAGGUUUCGGCCUCAUGGCUGUGAAAGAAAAUGGGUACAGAUAGCCUGUGUUCCUAUGCUUGAUAAUGCACUUGGGGUUGUAAGCAUUACAGGUUGUGUAGCAGCCCUCGACGUUCAACAAAAGAUCGAAUAUGAGGCCACUGCCGAUGCUGCUGGGGCCUCGGACCAAGUUCGGCUGAACAAAUCGCGUCUUUUGAACUUCAUUGAAAAUGCGAAUAUCGGCGUUCUGGUGUUUGACGAGAAAGGAAAGCCCUCUUUUGUCAACAAGGCCUGGUUUCAGAUGACGGGUCAUCCUUCAACGCCAGUAAAGAGUAUUCAACUUCGCUCCAUUGUUUUCCCUGAGGAUGUUUCGGAGUUUGAUGCACGCCUGGAAAAUGUUUUCAAAUUUCGAAAGCCUGAGAGCUUUCACAUUCGGUUGAAAAGUCUUCGCAAAGGAGCGCCCAAUUACUCGGAGCACACGUGGGUGCAAUUUGCCGCCUUUCCAGACAUGGUAGACGAUGGCUCUCUCCAAACAACGACUACAAUUACCGACAUCAGCGAAUUCAAGUACUCUGAGCUUCUUCAGCGUGCAAAGCUCGAGGAGGCUAUUGAAUCCAAGCGACAGCAAGAAAAUUUUGUCGAUAUGACUAGUCAUGAGAUUCGAAAUCCUCUAGGUGCCGUUAUGCACUGUGCAGACGCUUUGUCGCAUUCGCUUUCCGAAAUGAAAUUGAUACUCGACCGCACAAGCCGUCAAAAUGCGCGUGACGUAGACCACAAAACGACCACGAAACGACUUCAAGAAUGUACGAGCAGCAUGAUUGAAGCUGCCGACACUAUCAUGGCUUGCACAGUACAUCAAAAGCGAAUCAUUGACGACAUUCUCUCCAUCUCAAAGCUCGACUCCAACCUCCUAGAGAUAUGUCCCUCGGCGUUCCAAGUGAAGACCUUUCUCGAGCAAGUCGAGAGCACGUUCAGGUUCGAAGCUACACAGGCUGGUGUCACAUUCACAAUAACACCCGAUCCCUCUCUCACUCAGCUCGGGGUUGACUGGAUCGAAGCAGAUCCAGGCAGAAUCAUGCAGGUUCUCGUAAACUUGGUUGCCAAUGCUAUCAAAUUCACAAAAGAUAGCCCCAAAACUAGAAACGUUACUCUCCGUGUUGGCGCUUCCUCUUCUCGCCCGACAGAUAUAUUCGCCGACUUGAUGAUGGUAGCAUCUCCAAGCUCUUCGCAAAAAGAAGAGGCCAAGGCAGCUAUAGCAGCAAAUGGGCAGGAGCUCUAUCUAUGGUGUAGCGUGAAGGACACAGGCUGUGGUAUGGACUCUGCUUCCAUGAAACGUAUCUUCUCGCGGUUCAUACAAGCUUCCCCCAAAACAUACAGCAAGUAUGGCGGUUCUGGGUUGGGACUUUUCAUUAGCCGAAAACUCGUAGCUCUGCAAGGUGGAGAGAUUGGUUUCGCAUCGCAAGAAAAUGCAGGAUCAACUUUCGCCUUUUACGCUAAAGCUUCGCGAGCAGUUUCACCGGAAUCUGCUCUUAUUGUUCCUACCUCACCCAGUAGGCCCACAGAAGCUAGUAAUACCUCUCGACAUCCUGUCGGUCCACAAAGCCCCGAGUCUCGAGAUAAACGACAGUUGAGUGUUCUUCUUGUUGAAGAUAACAUGGUCAAUCAACGCGUCUUGAAGAAGCAGCUACAACAACACGGCUAUAUUGUUCACACGGCAGACAAUGGACAGAAGGCCUUUGACUUUAUCAAGACUUCACGACACUGGAAGGCGUAUCCAGGUACCACUGCCUCAGAUUCAUGCAUCGAUGUCAUUCUUAUGGACGUUGAAAUGCCUGUCAUGGACGGUCUCCAAUGUGCAAAGAUGAUACGCACCGCGCAAAACAAUGGGCAGAUCAACAAACACCUUCAAAUAGUUGCUGUCACUGCAAACGCAAGACCUGAGCAGCUGAAGCGUGCUACGGAGGCCGGGAUGGAUGACGCAAUCUCCAAACCAUUCCGAGUGAAAGACCUCGUACGCGUAAUAGACAGACUGGGUGCUCUAGAAUGA
This is a messenger RNA of Bipolaris victoriae FI3, 3501 nucleotides long. RefSeq lists its product as hypothetical. Gene Ontology annotation, molecular function: histidine phosphotransfer kinase activity; phosphorelay sensor kinase activity. Gene Ontology annotation, biological process: protein autophosphorylation; phosphorelay signal transduction system. The transcript is spliced from 4 exons. NCBI's taxonomy places the organism in Eukaryota, Fungi, Ascomycota, Dothideomycetes, Pleosporales, Pleosporaceae. The coding region runs from base 1 to 3501 and encodes 1166 amino acids. The record is from RefSeq and is a predicted model, not a curated record.